AUCGGUAACGUUAGUACUGCGUGAGAUUUAAAGCCAUACGGUUGUUCGGAAAUUUGAAACGAAACAAAACGGAACGAAAAGUGACUUACCAGUGACUGUUUGCUAGGACAUAACUACACCGCGUACACUAGAAUUUACCGGCUGAAAAGGAUUCGCGGUUUAUCGAGGAACGCUAGUUAAACGCUGCCAAAAUGGGACUCAACUGCGGCUUGUCAACGAUCAAAUACGUGCUAUUUGUGUUCAAUCUGUUGUGUUCGCUAUGCGGUAUUGCUCUGGUCGUGGUUGGAGGCGUCUCGCUGGCCAAAAUCUCAGAGCUUCAGGAUAUCACUGAUGAGCACAACAUUGUGGCCCCAUCGAUCAUCUUCAUUGUCCUCGGUUCAAUAGUUUUCAUCAUAUCAUUCUUCGGAUGCUGCGGUGCGAUUCGGGAAUCGUACUGUAUGACGACUACCUAUGGCUUCUUCCUCAUGGUCUUGAUCAUCGGACAAAUCGUGAUAGCUGCUCUGGUCUUCAUCUACGUUGGUGAUGUUAGGCAGGCAUUAUUGAAAGGAUUUAGUCGAGUGUUCCAACAAACAGAUAAUGCUGCUAACAAAGAACUGGUUGAUACUAUACAAACAAACCUGCAAUGUUGCGGAGAUAGCUCAUUUUUGGAUUGGGGCGUAAAUAUCCCGCAAUCAUGCUGCUCAAGUGGAACGGCUCCAUUUUGUAUCCCACAUCCUGUCGGCUGCCAGAAGCGCCUAGGCGAGUUUAUCGAUAGUGCGGGAAAUGUCCUCGGAUGGGUAUCGUUGGGUGUUGCUGCAAUUGAACUAAUUGGCCUCAUUGCUGCCUGCUGUCUGGCCAACGGAAUACGCAAUCGAGAAAGAAGAUACGCUUAAGCUUGAGUGUCGCUUGAUUCGGGGUAAAAUGCUUAAUGUUUUAUACUGAGUUUAAAUGCGUGGAACGAGCAGCUUUUUUUGUUAGUGUAGUCUAAACACAACGUGAGAAAGAGAAGAUUUAUUGCUUAGUGUAAGCCGGGAAUCGUGGGCUGACCACACCUAAAUAUCUAACGUGGAGUCUAAAAUUAACUUCGAUCAUACUACUUUGAAAUUGAAAACCAUUAUGCUCACUGAAUAUCACAGCACCAUUGGUUUUACCGUGUAUAUAAAAAAUCUAUACACUACACCAUCUAUACAAACAUGUGAAAGCUCCGUGUAUCAUCAGAAUCUAUUGAUAUCACAUUAACGCACAACGAUAAGAAUUUAAGUUUCGUUUUCUCUGUUUAGCCUGGAUGUUAGUAUUAAACAAGAGUACACGUUAUAAGAAAUGAUUAUAUGAUAAAAAUAAACAAAAAUGUUUCAUUAAAUACAAACAUGCUUACACAUA
Molecule: messenger RNA, 1359 nt
Organism: Malaya genurostris
Lineage: Eukaryota; Metazoa; Arthropoda; Insecta; Diptera; Culicidae
Product: 23 kDa integral membrane protein-like
Exons: 5
Coding region: 192-872 (226 amino acids)
Cellular component (GO): membrane
Source: RefSeq, a predicted model, not a curated record